AUGGCGACAGGAAUGCAGGAAGUGCUUUGGUCAGACACGUCGAAGAACCCGACGUGCGACGACCAAAGUGACGGCAGUUUGUCCUACCGAAGCUGUGCCAGUGCUUCUAGCAGUGUACUGGAAGGAGGUGCAUUGAGUGCAGUUUCAGAUGGGGAGGAGUGUCCACAGGCUGCAGCAGUGAUUACAGAAAAGGAGAUGCAGGACGUUAUCGCAGAACUGCAGGAGAAGUGGGGCGAGUGCUGUGGCCUCUAUGUACACGGCUCCACAAUAUUCGCCAACCAGCCGCCGCACGACCUGGACUUGAUUGCAGUCAUCGACCAUGCGAAGCAAGAGGUGCCCCAGGACUCGCCAGACUCGCAGUUCACCCUGGGCCGGUGUGAGGUGUCCGUGUAUGAGCGUCGAUGCUUCUUUGAGAAGCUGCAUGCCAUGGACCUGACGAUGCUGACCUGUCUUUCCACCCCAAAGCGCUUUGUUCUGAAAGAGCUCCAGGAUGAGCGCCUUCGAAGCUUCAAGCUGGACCUGCAACUGCUGGAGGAGUCGGUCACCUCCUACGCAGAAUAUACCUGGCUGAAGGCCCAGCGUGUCUUGAACGACUGGAAGGAUCCCUACAAGUCGAGCAAGAACGCCUACUUCGUCUUUCGCGUGCUGGGGUUCGGCUGCCAGCUUGCGGAUCAUGGGCGCAUUGUGGAUCUCAAGGCCGCGAACCAUAUGUGGGACGUCAUCAAGGAGCUCUACCAGGUACUGAACAUCCAGCCGCAGGAGGAGGACGUCAUCGAGGCCGUCCUGGCCAGGCACUUCAAGGCUUCCGUGGCUCGAUUCGAGGCCAAGGUGGAGGCGGCGCGCCAGCGCGCGGAGCGUGCGGAGCGGCUCGGAGGCGUCCAGGACGCGCGAGUGUCGGCGGCAGAAGAGAAGGUAGAGACGGCGGAUGUCUCGGAAAGGUCGGCACCAAACUGGGACACCUGCGUCGUUUGCCUUGAGCCUACCAGCGGGUGUGGAAAGAAAGAGUUGAACCAACUGUUGCAAUCUCCAAGUGAUGGCAACGUGGCAGAAACAUGGGUGCAGCUGGUGAACUGUCGGCACUGUUUCCACACAGCCUGCAUCGCUGAUGCUGUCCGGGCCAGCCUCAAAGCCGACCGAGCUCUGCGACACGCAGCCUGCCCCGUCUGCAGGGCCUCGGUUGUCUUCGACUUCCAGGCGAGGUCCGCUUUGAGCCGACGGCGGAGGAAGCGGCGUAUGUCCUUCGCGGGGUACCCGGCCACGAUCAGAAAUCCGGAAAACCGGCAGCGCCAUGGUCGUCAAGGCCGCGAUGACCGCAAUGACCGUGAUGAUCGUGAUCACGAGCGGGUGAACACAGCAGCCCUUCCGCUAAGGAACCGAGCAUAUCAAGCCCGGCGGGUAUGA
Molecule: messenger RNA, 1401 nt
Organism: Symbiodinium necroappetens
Lineage: Eukaryota; Dinophyceae; Suessiales; Symbiodiniaceae
Source: the annotation of a GenBank genome assembly